Molecule: messenger RNA, 2004 nt
Organism: Triticum dicoccoides
Lineage: Eukaryota; Viridiplantae; Streptophyta; Magnoliopsida; Poales; Poaceae
Exons: 6
Coding region: 149-589 (146 amino acids)
Source: RefSeq, a predicted model, not a curated record
CGGAGCAGAGCGCCACGAGGCAAGCAAAGAAGUGCGAGCUCCUCCCUCCCCUCCGACCCACGCCACGCCGCCGCCAAUAACGACCAACUCACGUGCCCUAUCCUUCUCCUUCUCCCCCCUUUCGUUCGUCUCCUAAACCGCCGCCAGCAUGGACGCCAAGAAGAGGUCGCCGCCCGCCCCCUCGGCCGCCGGAGCCGCGCCGCCCGCGGCCAACGGAUACUUCAGCUCCGUCUUCUCCGCACCGGCGUCGCCUGCGGCAAAUCCAAGAGACGCCAGGCAGAUGGACCUGUACACGAUACUGAACAAGCAGAACCCCAAAGGGCUGAGUGGCGGGGGCAUUGCAGAUGCCAAAUCCCAAGGCAACCCUACUAAUGGUCGUGUUGCAUAUAAAGAUGGAAAACAGUUUUAUCCAAACGAGUCCUCAGAGUCACCUUAUUUUGGCUCGUCUGUGCAUUACGGUGGCCGGGACUUCUAUGACAGCUCUCCACACAAGCAAGCUGAUGAAUCAUCCAGAAAUUAUAAGGAGGAUAAUGCAGAUGGCUCCCUGGCUACCAGAGGUGAUUGGUGGCAAGGUUCACUUUACUACUAAAAAUACUUUGCAAUGGACUCUCCUACUGUGAACAAGCUCACAAGGAUGCUCUGCGUUUGUUACAAAAUAGGUGUAACAGAGAGCUGGUUGCUUAGUCUUUUGUACAAGGUACAAAAACUAUGUAUUAUAUAACAUGAGAAGCUGCAAUCAACUAAGGCUCAUUCGGUUUUGUAAUCUAUGGGUGGACUGCCCUUAGCUAUAACCUCCAACUCACUCUUGAUCUCCUCUGGUUUCCUAGUACACACACAUAAUAUGAUUCGUGGAUAUUAUUAUUUUUCUUUGUGUCAUUGUCGCAGUUUUGGUGUCUAUAAUUAAGUCCUGAGAUCUGCACAAGAUUUUCUUGUUAGUUGUCACAUCUGUGCGCACUGAUUGCAGAGCAGUUUGGUUGACAUUGACAGCUCUCAGAGAAAAAAUGAUUGACUGUCCUGAAUUGGAAGUUCAGUUAAUCAGUAAUUUACCUAACAGCCUUGUAACGAGUGACAUCAACAUCAUUGUAGUAAUGUGACCUAUUAUUCCGUCAUGAGUGUUAUCAUAUAUUUGAGGUGUCAUGUAUUAUGUGUUAAUCUUUUGAUAACCUUGUUAUUAAUAUUGCUCCUACGUUUUGGUCAUUUAUCUCAUGUUCAACAUGACAUGAAUAUACUGUUUGUUGAGAGCUGGCAAUGGUUAAUCCUCGGUGCAUUUCUAAGUUCCCUUAACAUGGCAACCAGUUGGCAUUAUAUUAUUUAAUUAAUCCCUGAGUCUUUCACAUAGGCGCCUCAAUUAGUCUAGUAUUUGGUUGUUUUCUACAUAGGUCUCACCCAAUACAAGUUUUUCAGAUUUCCAUUAACGGAAAAUAGAAACCAAAAGUUGUUGCAGUUGUUGAACUUGUAAAUGCAUUCUUGUCUGUAGGAAGCUGUGCUAAUACACAUGCAACCUCUGUUGCUCGUAGCUUGUUAUGAUCGUCCAGCUGCAACCUGUGUUAAUUUUAAUGCAUUAUCAUCGGCCUCCUCCUUUAUUGACAUCAAAUUAAUUUGAUGGUUUGUCGCAGGAAUAAAAAGGAGUACGUCGAGCUGGUAGGCUGUAGAGUUGACAUGAGUCAUCAGGCAUAAGAAAAGUCAUAGUGGAACUACAUCUGUUCUGUCGGUGGUGGCAGUAUUUAGAUGCAUCAGUCACCUAGGCAGAUGUAGACGUACUAUGUGUCUCUUUUCUUCGCCUUACUAGAUUUGAGUGAUGAAAUGUAAUGGGACUGGUAGGGCAGCAGCAAGUAGGUCCUACAAAAAGUUGCUGCUAUUUUGCAACUGACGAGAUCACUUGCUGUAUGCGUUGUGUAUCCUGGUUCGUGGUUGUGUUUUAGUAAUAUUUGGAUUUGCACAUCUGUUUCAGUCUACCAUUUGUUUGCUGAGAGAAUCAUGCUAUGAACUUGUGACAAUGGUUUA